Messenger RNA from Rhopalosiphum padi (bird cherry-oat aphid), 768 nucleotides. RefSeq lists its product as uncharacterized. The coding region runs from base 151 to 603 and encodes 150 amino acids. The record is from RefSeq and is a predicted model, not a curated record. NCBI's taxonomy places the organism in Eukaryota, Metazoa, Arthropoda, Insecta, Hemiptera, Aphididae. The transcript has 4 exons.
GUAAGAAACUAAAACAAAGUAGUACGGCUUCGAAUGUUUGAAGCGUUUGGUAAAAUGCGAUUUGUCAAGAAAUUAUUUAGGAGGACUGGCUCUUAAAGAUUCAUUGGGAAGAUGGAAAGAAAAUCUAUUUGUAUUUAACUCACCAAACGCAUGCUCAACGAUGGGGAAUUAAUGGUAAAUGCGUGGACUACAUUCAAGUUUGAUUUUGGAUUUCCAAAUAGAAGUUGUUCUAUACGCCCGGGUCCAUACAAGCUGGUCUUCAAACAGACUUAUAGUGCCAAUCCUGCAAAGAAUUAUAAAUUGAAGUAUAAUUUUUAUUUUAGUCACAAGGACAACAAAACAACUCUUUUUGGAAAUACAACCAUGCAUGUUCCAUUCGAUGACACUUUAUUUUUAGAAGUUAAAAUUGCUAUGAAAGAUGCAUACGGAAGUUGGAAAGAAAAUUCGUUAAUGCAUAAAUGGCAAAAUGCAUGCUCUACUUUAAAACAAUUUGCCGGAAACAUAUGGACUGCGUCUUUGUAUGGAUUAGGCAUAAAUCAUACCAAUUGCCCUCUACCCACGGGUUUUUAUAUAGCUCCUGGUAUAGAUAUACUUCAAUAUUAAAGAACUCCAAUCUACCAAAAACAUUUUUGUAUGGUACAUACAAACUUUACAUUUAUGUAUCGCAACAAAAUGAAAUAAUUGGUGGUCAAGUUUUCAUUGUAGAAUUAAAGCGUCCUUGAAAUUUGAAGUAUAAUAACUAUGUUUAUCAAGAUUUAUUAUUACAGU